Messenger RNA from Medicago truncatula (barrel medic), 1110 nucleotides. RefSeq names its product F-box protein CPR1. The transcript is spliced from 2 exons. The record is from RefSeq and is a predicted model, not a curated record. Gene Ontology annotation, molecular function: protein binding. Bases 1 to 1110 code for a protein of 369 amino acids. NCBI's taxonomy places the organism in Eukaryota, Viridiplantae, Streptophyta, Magnoliopsida, Fabales, Fabaceae.
AUGGAGGAAUUCUCUACUCUCAAACCACUCGACGCAUCACUGAUGGAGGAAACUACCACCACCACCACUAGGCAGUCACAUCACCCAGCGUCAAUGAUUCAUGUUCCGUUUGAUGUCGUCGUUGAAAUCCUUUGUAGGCUCCCGGUCAAGUUCCUCCUUCAAUUCUGUUGCGUCUGCAAGUCAUGGAAUUCUCUAAUAUCGAAUGAUCCCAAUUUUGUCAAGAAACACCUUCGCGCCUCAGCAGCCAAAGGAAAACACCUCAUCACAAUCACAUGGUCGCCAAGAAAAGAGCUUGCUGCAAUGUCUUACUCACUUGACACCGAUCCACUCCACUCUAUUUUCACUACUAAGGUCACACAACUCAACCUCCCUCCCAUGAAUACAAAAAAAUUAAAGGAGUUACCCUCAUUACAAAUUCCAUCAGGAGAACAUGGUAAAACUAUAUAUGCAUUUGGCUACGAUCCUUCCGUUGAUAAUUACAAAGUUGUGGCUGUUUUUUGUUAUGAUUAUCAUUCUGAUGUUAGAAAAACUCAAGUUCAAGUUCAUACUUUGGGCACCGAGUUUUGGAAAAGGAUUAAUGGCUUUCCUUCUAUUAGUUCAUACUCAAAUUCAAGUUCAUACUCUGGACACCAAUCCAUUCAUGGAAGAUAUCAACAUGGGAUAUUUGUGGGUGGCACGGUUAAUUGGUUGUCAUUCCAUAACUUGAAUGGCUUGUAUGCCAUUGUUUCUCUUCAUUUAGGGAAAGAAUCUUAUGAAGAAAUUUCGCAUCCUGAUCAUGGGAAUUUUGAGAAAUUGAACUUGGGUGUGAUGAGAGAUUGUUUGUGCAUAUUUUCUUAUUCUCACCCAUUUUAUGAUGUUUGGCUAAUGACGGAAUACGGAAAUAAAGAAUCUUGGGUUAAAUUGAUUCAUCUUCCUUACUUUGGUGGUGGUUACCUUUUUACCAAGAUAUUAUAUAUUUAUGAGGACGACAACGAUGUGUUGCUCGUCUUCAGAGAGAAGGAUAAAUUGAAGUCUGUUGUGUAUGAUUGCAAAAAUGAUACUAUAAAGAGUUCCAAGAUUGAAGAUUUGAGUUUGGUAGAAUCAAAUGUCUACGUUGAAAGUUUGAUAUAA